GGGUGGAGUGGAUGCCGAGCUGCUGCCGGGCUCUCCCUGUCUCUUUGACACGCACCGUCUCGACCGAGGGAGCGCGGGGCGAAGGGGUGUGGGGGGGGUGUGGGGGGCAGAGGCUCUGCUCUCCAGCCUCCAGCACCGAAACCCCCCCCCCCACACACCCACCCCCGGACCGUGCACUUGCCAACAACUAUGGACGCUUUGAAGUCGGCCGGGAGGGCGCUGAUCCGGAGCCCCAGCAUUGCCAGGCAGAGCUGGGGCAUCGCCAGGCACCACAAGCUGCCAGAGAACUGGACCGACACAAAAGAGUCUCUACAGGAAGGGAUGGUCUUCCACGUGAAGUACCUCGGGAUGACUCUGGUGGAACAACCAAAAGGAGAAGAGAUGGCGUCUGCAGCCAUCAGGCGGAUAGUUACCAUGGCAAAAGCAAGCGGGAAGAAAUUCCGUAAGGUUACUCUAACCAUUUCUCCUCGGGGGAUUCUAUUGAAUGACACAAUAACGAAUGGACUGGUAGAAAAUGUCUCCAUAUACAGAAUAUCGUACUGCACUGCAGACAAGACUCAGGACAAGGUCUUUGCAUACAUUGCUCAGAGCCAGCUAAAUGAGACAUUGGAAUGCCAUGCAUAUCUCUGUCCAAAGAAAAAAAUUGCACAAGCUGUGACCCUAACAGUGGCUCAGGCCUUCAGAGUAGCAUUUGACCUUUGGGAAGUAGCACAAGAAGAAAAAGAUAAGAAAACAAGUGAAUCAUGUUCUAACCCUGUUACUGCGGCUCUUAAUGGAGCAAAAGGAGAUGUGGAGGAAGAUCCAUUCAGAGAAAAAGACCACAGAAUAAACCAAGUACAGAAUCCAUUCAUUUCAACCACAGAUAUUCACAUAGGUAGCACCUCAGGCCAAAACAGUCCAACUUGCGGGUCUCCUUUACACACUCUUUCUUGGGAAGAGGACGAUGGUCUUGAUGACGCCUUUUCAAGAUUUGCUGUGUCUCGAACAAGCAUACAAAUCAAGGAUGUUUCAGUAAAUUUGGUAAAGAGACACUCACCACUCAUAACUGUGAGUAAUGUGGGCCCAUCACUUACAGACUUGAACAAAGGAGACUUGUCACCACAGCAUUCGGCUGAGGCACAGCUAACUCUUGGAGAUCGAGAAAAAGCGUUCUUUGCUUCAUCAGAGUAACCUUGGUUUGGCUCACCAACACACCUAAAGAAACAAGCUGGAGGAAAACGGCACAGCUUUUAAUUGACUGAAACCUACUUGAAAAAAGACUCUUUUUUUAUUAUCGUUCAUACAGAUGCUUUAACAAUAAUGAUAACCGGCAAGCUAAAAAGGAGUGCUGAUUUUGUAUUUGCAACCACACUGAUACAGAACAAUAUGUUUGUAUUCCUCCUAGCUAUAUUCUGCUCCUCACAGAUUAGGAAACACCAUGGUGAAACAUAUGAUGUUUCGUAUGUAAGAUUGAAAAAGGCAUUCGAUAACAUUGAAUCUUAUAUGAAAUAUUUAAUUUUUCAUUGUACUAUGGUGCUGAUUACAACUGCAGUCCAGUUGCAGAAGGGAUGUCUUCUUAUAGACAUAUAUCAUGAGAACACACAAUGUAAUACAAUACAAUUUACAUUUAUACAAUAUGUUUCACAUCAGAGGACAUCUCAAAACAAUUCACAGAAUAGAGGAGAGUGGAUAUAAAAUUAAUUCUUAAGAGUUUUCACCUCUGCAUAAUAAAUAAAUAAUAAUAA
This is a messenger RNA of Callorhinchus milii (elephant shark), 1724 nucleotides long. Its product is annotated as low density lipoprotein receptor adapter protein 1-B. The record is from RefSeq and is a predicted model, not a curated record. The transcript has 9 exons. NCBI's taxonomy places the organism in Eukaryota, Metazoa, Chordata, Chondrichthyes, Chimaeriformes, Callorhinchidae. The coding region runs from base 190 to 1170 and encodes 326 amino acids.